Messenger RNA from Papaver somniferum (opium poppy), 627 nucleotides. RefSeq lists its product as uncharacterized. NCBI's taxonomy places the organism in Eukaryota, Viridiplantae, Streptophyta, Magnoliopsida, Ranunculales, Papaveraceae. The transcript has 2 exons. Bases 1 to 627 code for a protein of 208 amino acids. The record is from RefSeq and is a predicted model, not a curated record.
AUGCCUGCUAUUGGAAGAAGUGGUGGAUGUGUGGUGCUGUGGAGGAAUGAGGUUAACCUAAAAGUUUUAAGAGUUGAUAAAAAUGAUCUUCUAGUCAUAUAUGGUCCACCUCAGAGUCAUUUGAGAAAUAAGUUUCAGAAGGAUUUUUCAAAUUAUGCUGCUCAGUUGAAUAAUCCGUGGUGCUUAGUAGGUGACCUAAAUGUUGUAAAUUCUAUAAGUGAAAAGCAAGGAGGAAGACAGGGUAUGAGCAAUGUGAAUACUGAAUUUAGAAAUUUCAUUCAAGACAGAGCUUUGAUAGAUAUGGGUUACACAGGACCUGCUUUUACUUGGACAAAUGGUGUUACUAUGGAAAAGCCUAUCUUUGAGAAACUUGACAGAGCAGUGUGCAACAUUGAUUGGUUUUUAAUGUUUCUAGAUAAUAGGGUUUUUCACCUACCAAGAAUCAGCAGUGAUCAUGCGCAAAUUUUAGUAAAUACUCAUAAAACCAAUAAGAGGAGGAGAAAACAUGCAAAUAAGUUUGAGUAUUAUUGGACAGAACACCCAUGUUUUAAAGAUGUGGUUCACAAUACUUGGAUUGGAAGCCAACAAGACUCUGUGAACAAGAUUUUGGAUGUUGAGAAAAGCUAA